This is a messenger RNA of Salmo salar (Atlantic salmon), 3321 nucleotides long. Its product is annotated as nuclear respiratory factor 1. The record is from RefSeq and is a predicted model, not a curated record. NCBI's taxonomy places the organism in Eukaryota, Metazoa, Chordata, Actinopteri, Salmoniformes, Salmonidae. Gene Ontology annotation, molecular function: DNA-binding transcription factor activity. Gene Ontology annotation, biological process: regulation of transcription by RNA polymerase II.
GGGGCGUGGUUAGGCCGGUGUUGUAGAUCAGUGGGACCGCUGAGCUUCAGCUCCGGUGUGUUUUCGGGCUGGCUGUUCUUUGUCCUCCAUUACAGCUCGGAUUCCCAGGCCCAUCGUACGGCGCAGGCCCGAAGUAGCGCAGCCGCUCUGAGUUAGUGUUUGAGGCUAGCACCACGCCAUGGAGGACCACAACGUUCACCAGACCGAGCACAUGACCACCAUCGAGGAGCACGCCGUGCAGCAGGUACAUGUGGCCACGUACACAGAUCACAGCAUGCUGAGCGCCGACGAGGACUCGCCCUCAUCCCCUGACGACGACGCCUAUGAUGACUCAGACAUCCUUCACUCGGCCGGCAAUGACGAGAUGACCGCGCACCUGGCAGCCGCAGGCCCAGUAGGCAUGGCUGCAGCUGCUGCCGUAGCAACGGGCAAGAAACGCAAGAGGCCCCACAUCUUCGAGUCCAACCCGUCCAUCCGCAAGAGACAGCAGACACGCCUGCUGAGGAAACUGCGAGCCACCCUGGAUGAGUACACCACCAGAGUUGGCCAACAGGCCAUAGUUCUGUGCAUCUCUCCCUCCAAGCCCAACGCUUUGUUCAAGGUGUUUGGUGCUGCGCCGCUGGAGAAUGUGGUGAGGAAGUACAAGGGCAUGAUCCUGGAGGACCUGGAGAAUGCCCUGGCCGAGCACGCCCCCCCCGGGGGGGAACUAACUUCCGAGCUGCCCCCCCUCACCAUUGACGGCAUCCCCGUCUCUGUGGACAAGAUGACACAGGCCCAGCUGCGAGCGUUCAUCCCAGAGAUGCUGAAGUAUUCGACGGGCAGGGGCAAGCCUGGCUGGGGCAAGGAGAGCUGCAAGCCCAUCUGGUGGCCAGAGGACAUCCCCUGGGCCAACGUGCGCAGUGACGUGCGCACUGAGGAACAGAAACAGAGGGUGUCGUGGACGCAGGCGCUGCGGACCAUCGUGAAGAACUGCUACAAGCAGCAUGGGCGCGAGGACCUGCUGUACGCCUUUGAGGACCAGGUGCCACAGCACACGGCCAUGACCACGGCCACCCACAGCAUCACCCACCUGGUGCCCUCACAGACCGUGGUGCAGACCAUCAGCAACCCCGACGGCACCGUCUCCCUCAUACAGGUGGGCACAGGGCAGACGGUGGCCACUCUGGCCGAUGCCUCGGAGCUGCCAGGCACAGUGACCGUGGCCCAGGUCAACUACACUGUGAACGACGGAGAGUUGAUGUGUGGUGAGCUUUCUGGCGCAAAGGGGCAGUCCAGACCACACCCAGGUGGGUUCUACACAUUGGUCAUGGAUGAGAAUAUGUCGGUGUGUCGCACGUUACCGAUGGAGGUGUCGCCACAGUUUAUUGUUGAGCAGAACUGGGCGACUCUACAGGGUGGGGAGAUGACCAUACAGACCACACAGGCGUCCGAGGCCAAUCAGGCGGUCGCGUCCCUCGCCGAGGCUGCUGUCGCCGCCUCCCAGGAGAUGCAGCAGGGAGCCACCGUCACCAUGGCACUUAACGGUGAGGCUGCGGCCCAUGCAGUGGCGACGCUGGCUGAGGCCACCCUACAGGGAGGAGGUCAAAUCGUUCUGGCCGGGGAAACGGCGGCUGCUGUAGGAGCACUGACUGGAGUGCAAGAUGGCAGCGGUACGUACCACACAACCUCUCAACAACUAUUGUCAGGCCUGGUGCAGAUCCCAGUCAGCAUGUACCAGACGGUGGUUACCAGCCUAGCCCAGGGGAACCGGCCCGUACAAGUGGCCAUGGCGCCCGUGGCCACACGCAUCGACAACACGGUCACACUGGACGGCCAGGCGGUAGAGGUAGUGACUCUGGAGCAGUGACAAUGAAUCCUCCCAUGGCAGGUGUGUUCCACUGGAACAAAGUCCCAAAAUGGCCGCCGCCGGGAGCUGAGGGAGGGAUAGUCCGUUUUCACCAUAGAGAUAGAUGGAGGGCUCAUCUUUGUAUCAGUGCCAUUGAGGCCAUCUCCAUUUUGAAUUAGUCAAUUUUUCUCUUCACGAUUGACUGAUCCCUCCUGAUAACCUGGUUUGACAUUACUCAGUCAGUGGAGGAUCAGCCAAUGAAGUUGGAAGUCCCCCCCAGUUGACUACAUUAAAAUGGUGGAAGCCCUAAAUGGCGCUGCCCAUGCUAAUACAGCCUUUUGGCCAGUAGAGGCCUCUAUCAUUCUCUAUGGUUUCCACAUGCUGCGCUCUGUACAAUGUAAAAAAAUAUAUUUUUUAUGUACAUCUGCAGGGGAAUAAAGAAGUGACGGAUUUAUCAAUGCAUUGUUUACUGUGUGUGUGUGUGUGUGUGUGUGUGUGUGUGUGUGUGUGUGUGUGUGUGUGUGUGUGUGUGUGUGUGUGUGUGUAUAUAUAGUAGAAGAUUUUUGUUUGAAUGUCCUUUUUUAGCUUUGAUGUUGAGCAUUGUGUGACAUGGGUUAGAGAGUAUUUAGUAUUUAUUUCUGCACACCUUAACAUUUACUUAAAGAAUAACCAAAAAGCCAAGGGGGACGCCACCACCACCAAUUCACCUUUCAUUCUGAACCUAUAUCACAGUCCCAUUAAUGACGUUUUGGUACUAUGUCUAUGUGAGUGUUAUUCCAUGUUUGUUAUAGAAUGCGGUUACUAAAUCACAAUCACUCUCUGCUCUGUUGUCAUGGACUUCAUAUGCAAUCAGGUUGUGCCGAAACCCAGGAACCUUUCCACUAAUUCCACCCCCUGCUAUAUUAGUCAAUGUUCCUCUUGUACCCUGGAUGUCUAUGAAGCAUCCCAAUUAUCAACUGUAAGACACUUCACUGCCUAGAAUGAUUCCAAUGAAACAUUAUUUCUGAAAUAUGUUACCUGUUGUUGUGUGGUUUAUUGUACUGUAGUCCACUCCACACACAUGCUGGGAUUUGUGAAGACUCAGGAUUUAUUAGUAAGGUAUUUUUAUUGUGCUGGAUAUUUGACGACCUGGCUAGGCAGCCAUUUUGACUCCAGAGAAUAUCACAAUUGAUUUCUCAAAUGCAUGAGUAGCUGUCCCUUUUUGAGUAUUUCAAAAAAAACAAGACGCUCCUUUUGAUGUCAGUGGUAGGAACUUAUUCUAAAUCAUUUUAUACAUUGAGGGAGGCCGUACUGUGUACUACAGAGCAUUCAAUGACUUUUGUAUUUGUACAGAAUACGUGUGCAUUCUUUGGAUUGAUAUGACGGUAUGAAUAAAUUCAGCUCACUACAGAGAAUCCUUCGUAGAAUGAAUGAUUUAGGAAAUACAUUAGGUGACUGAAUUACACCAAGCAUGCAGUCCAUGUGAUCGCCCAAUAAAGUGACUACUGUUCACCGGU